Messenger RNA from Peronospora matthiolae, 714 nucleotides. NCBI's taxonomy places the organism in Eukaryota, Oomycota, Peronosporomycetes, Peronosporales, Peronosporaceae. The record is from the annotation of a GenBank genome assembly.
AUGCGAUGCGCGAGCAAGGCCGCCGAGAGCGCGUCCGCACGUCUCUGUGCGGACGCCGAAGCAGAAACAACAGCAACUGAUGUCUCAUCGGUUGCUGAAGCGACUCAGCCUGUGUCAUUUGGUGAUGCAGGCGCUGGUCAUGAAGACACUCAUGUCUUCACAGAGCAUGAGCUCGGUGUCUCAUACUCUCCUGAUACGGAAGACGGAUCCGUAUCGACGGCGAUUGAAUCUAAGCCGCCUGCCAAGCGUGGCAUGGAUGAUGCUAUGCGUCUUAGCAUUUUUGGUUCAUCUGAUGAAUCAGAUGAACCAUCGCCGAAGCGAAGGCGCUCGAGGUCGCGAGACUCGGGCGCCAACAGUGGUGUCGGUUCUCCUUUGACACCACUUAGCAACAAGGUACCAGUGCUUCUGUCGGCACGUCGCAGGAAGAGCGGGACCGCAAUGUGUUGCGUCUCGCUCCUGAGAAGAAGGCAUGGAUGCCUCCAAAAUCCGUCAUGGAUCACUUGUCGGCGACGACGAGUGAUCGUUAUCGAACACGAUUGUUCGAUUCGUCAAGGAUCCAUCACCUUGACCACAGCGCGAAAAACUAUCGCGCUGAACAUGAAUUCUUCAUCGAUGCUUUCUUCAAACAUCGAUGGUACAGUGGGAAUCACAAACGUGAUGGUCCCUCACUACUUCAAGCGUGGAACGCCUACAUCCAUAACCUCGUGGAUGUAG